AGUACACUGAUAAGCACUUGACGUACCACACACUACCAGAUGUGUUAAAUUAAGGGUUCUCUCUGGUAUUUCAAGUUUUAAAUAUUAAAAAGAGCAAACGAAGAAAACACCAAGAAUACAGGCGUUGGCAUAUGUUUCUAUUUGUUUUAACGUAAAUUUUGUUGAACGGUGCAGUUUUCAUUACAAUAAUUUCUAGGCGCAGGCAGGGCAAGGGAUUUGCAAAAUUGCAUUCAUGGCAUUGGGACUCUCAAAGACUCAAUAUUCGUGAAUGCAGCACAUGAAAAUAGGCUUGUGCAUGCGACAAGAGCCAACCUGCUUCCAGCACCCUUUUGCUCUGAUUUCGCCGUGUUGGGAGGGUGAUUCACUGAAGUUAAGACUAGAAAAUAUCAACUUUAACCUUUGCAGAAGAAAUGGAGAAAUUGUACCAUGAGACAAACAAAUUGCUUCAUGAGGUGCAGAAUGGCCUCUCUCGAGUUGAACAAGCAUCGACAAAUACUGCGUGUUUGGCAGAGAGUGAGGUACAAGCAAUGAUAGACCAGAUCGUUAGUAAUUUGGAGAGACUCGACAUCCUUGUUAACAAGGAACCUGCAACCAGGAAACAGAAUGCCAGACUGCGAUUAGAACAGCUGAAAUAUGACUGUCAGCACCUGCAAGCGGCACUGAGGAAUAUCCAACACAGAAGGUAUAUGCAUGAACAGGAGAUGAAAGACAGAGAUGAACUGCUCACAAGACGAUUUGUUGCCAAUGAUGACAACACUUCUAUCCUGAUUGACCACGAGCUGCGCCAAAACACGUCACUCCAUAAUGCCCACCGAGGAAUGGAUGAUUUAAUCGGGGCUGGUGCAGCUACUAUCGAGAACCUCCGUAAUCAAAGGGGAGUUCUCAAAGGUACACAGAGGAAAAUCCUGGAUGUCGCUAACAUUCUGGGGCUCAGCAAUACCGUCAUGAGGCUUAUUGAGAAGAGGGCGGCCCAGGACAAGUGGAUUCUCUUUGGUGGAAUGUUUGUUACCUGCGUUGUAAUGUAUGUCUGUUAUGUAUAUCUUACAUAGCAUCAGGACUAUAGCCACGUGUUGUGUUCUGUUACAUUUCCAGUGCUGUACUGCUCAAUCAAGGUCUGGCUUAGAAGGGAUUUAUUCAUUUAAGAAACUGCUUGUAAUUGGCACCGUAUAUUUGCCCAAGUCCUCGAUCCGCAACAGCCAAUGCCUUCGUCAUUUUGAUUGCUUUUGACCUUAUCAAAACAGUCUGAAUUAUUUUUGUAGCUUUUUUCUGCAUUAAAGUUUACUGCAGUUGUACAUGUUUAUCUCAAAGCGUACAUUGUCGUAAAAUGCUCACCUUCAGGUAUGAUGCAGAUACCAGUAUUUUGUUGAAAGAUGUUCAUAAUUGUUAGUGGUACAGUUUUAGGAUGAAUACAGGAAACACAAAAGGAAGACAUUGCAGAUGUGGGAAAGGAGCAUUCUUGUUUUGUUUCUUGUGAUCAGAUUUCAUUCGAUAUAAAUUUGUUAACCAAAGCUAGCUUGAAAUUUGUUGUGCUUCUCUUACAUUGCUUGAAAUUGAAAGUGAGGAAACUUUUGGAGACGUCGCCACAAUUCAAAGUUGGUGGCUUUUCCCAACUCCCAUUUAGCUUUUAGGUCGCCCUAAAAUGGACAACUCAAGCUGAUGUGACAAUGCUGUCAUUCACCAGCAUGGCUUGGUGGUAUGUCACUUAAUUGGACAGUGAGAUAUUUGACCUUGCCUACGGAGGAUUUUCAUCAGGCAGUUUGAAAUGUUAUGUCUUAUAAACGUACAGAACAUUGUCAUUGUAUAGAAUGCACAGAGGAUAGGAAUUAAGAGUAGAUCAAUAACAUGUAUCAUAUAGGAACUGCUGGUUUCCCUUUUUGAGUCAUUUGACAAUCAGUCAUAUGUAAAAAGAAAGUCUCUAAACAAAUAUUUGUUUCCAGUUGAUUUCCACCUGCUGGUAUAACAUUAUAUCUUUUGUCACACUAGAAUGCUCAGCUGUUUGCUUUUGGUUUACAUUUUGUUUGCAAAGUUUUUUGCUGAUGAUAAUUUAAGUUCACUUUUUAAUUACCAUUUAAUUUUUAAGCUAGAGGGCAUUGUAUGUUUUGGAGAAAUAAUCACAACGUCACAAAUAAUUUGGAGAAUAUUUAUCAUAAUCCAGGUGAAUAGAUUAUCCAUGUACAAAAAAGCCAUAUUUCACUUUUCUCUCGAUUAUUAAGUUUAGUUUCAUUUUCUCACAUAUUUUCUCAAAUGUUUGCUGUUUAUUGAAAUGUGGAGGAUCAUAAACCAAUCACAAAAAAGAAACCAAGUUUGUGUUUGUUUUUUCCCUCAAUUUACAUUGAUGAGAAUUGUCUGGAUUCCAUUUACCUGUGACCCCAUGGGUGACAAAUAAAAGAGGUUAUUGUAUAGCUAAGAAAUGUCAGAUCAGAAUUGAUUGAAAAUAACCUGCUCUUCUAGGGAAACGGCAGGCUAGCCUUAGUCAUAGACUCGUGCAUUAAGCAUUCUCUUAAGCUCUUUAUCUCCAAGGGUGUAAAUAAAGUGAGUUUCUUCUUAAAUGUUAUAGAUAAAACACUACAUUUAUUAAGAAGCAACUUCCAAUUAGCAGACCAAGUUGUGAUUUUUAUCCACACCAUCUUGUAAUGAAAGAGCAUCAGUAGAAGAACUGACUUUACAAGCUUGAAUUCAUCAGUAAAAAGGAAAAAUAAAAUGCUAAGACACUGUGAUAUAUCAUUAAUUUGGAUGCUGCCAAACUUAGUAGAGUACCUGUGCAUGUAUGUAGUUGGGCAUUGGAAAUUCAUUCCAAUCAUGCUUCAGUUCUCUUGCUCAAUCAGAAACUAUUUGAAAAUGUAUCCAUGUAGCUUCAUGUCCUCCCUUUCAUCCAUUUCAAUUGUUGGGUUACUCUUAUUGUGACAAAGUUCAGAAUUUCUUAUAUAUGCCAUGUAUGUCUAUUCAAGUGGACACAAAGUUGUCUUUUAACAACUUUGGAAUUUAAAUUAAUGAUUUAGUUUAGAUAUGUGUUGUACUAAGAAGUAAUAUGAAAGUACAUGAACCGAACCAUAUACAUGUAAAGCUAAGCUUUGUAAUUGAAUCUUUAAAAAAGAACACUUACAACAAGGCUAAUUUAUUUGUCAAAAAUAAAAUGGCACCGUUUGAUAUAACAUUAUUUUUCCUUAUUCCCUUUUGGUAAUAUUGUGCUGUGUCAAAAUUGAUUUUAUGAAUAAAGUAAUAGAAAAGGCAAGA
Acanthaster planci (crown-of-thorns starfish) is the source of this 3234-nucleotide messenger RNA. It is a transcript of the gene gosr2, whose product is annotated as golgi SNAP receptor complex member 2. Gene Ontology annotation, biological process: intra-Golgi vesicle-mediated transport; vesicle fusion. Gene Ontology annotation, molecular function: SNARE binding; SNAP receptor activity. NCBI's taxonomy places the organism in Eukaryota, Metazoa, Echinodermata, Asteroidea, Valvatida, Acanthasteridae. The record is from RefSeq and is a predicted model, not a curated record. Gene Ontology annotation, cellular component: late endosome membrane; SNARE complex; Golgi apparatus.